Molecule: messenger RNA, 1798 nt
Organism: Seriola dumerili (greater amberjack)
Lineage: Eukaryota; Metazoa; Chordata; Actinopteri; Carangiformes; Carangidae
Gene: kctd9b
Product: BTB/POZ domain-containing protein KCTD9-like
Exons: 12
Coding region: 111-1277 (388 amino acids)
Biological process (GO): protein homooligomerization
Molecular function (GO): protein binding
Source: RefSeq, a predicted model, not a curated record
GUCAGGAAAGAGAACGGGGGAAAAGAAGUGCUAGUUGCUAAAAUAAAAAAAAAACAUGUAUUUUGGGUGAAACUCGCUCCGUUUGAAGGUCUGACUGAUCGGAUUCAGCCAUGAGAAGAGUCACACUGUUUGUCAACGGAACCUCCACCAACGGAAAGGUGGUGGCCGUGUACGGCUCCCUGGAGGAUUUACUGACCGUGGCCAGCUCAAAACUGGGGAUAAGAGCCUCUAGUGUUUACAACGGGAACGGCGGCCUGAUCGACGACAUCACAUUGAUCCGAGACGACGAUGUGCUGUACAUAUCAGAGGAAGAUUCAUCCGAAGAUCCUCAGGAUGACCUCAGAGAUCCUGAAAACGGGCAGACUCACACUGAUUGGCUGACGCUCAACGUCGGCGGACGCUGCUUCACCACCACGAGGAGCACUCUGGUCAGUAAAGAGCCUGAGAGCAUGCUGGCCCACAUGUUCAGAGAGAAAGACGUGUGGGGGAACAAGCAAGACUCUCAGGGGGCCUACCUGAUCGAUCGCAGUCCAGACUACUUUGAACCCAUCCUGAACUACCUGAGACACGGACAGCUCAUCAUCAAUGAAGGGAUCAACCCUCUGGGUGUGCUGGAGGAGGCUCGUUUCUUUGGUAUUGAGCAGCUCGCCGAGCAGCUGGAGACUCUCAUCAAGGCCUCCCAGCCGCCUGAAGAUCACUCCCCUCUGACCCGCAAGGAGUUCAUCAGAUUCCUGUUGGCCACCACCACCAAGUCAGAGCUGCGCUGUCAGGGUCUGAACUUUAACGGUGCAGAUCUGUCUCGUCUGGAUCUGCGCUACAUCAACUUUAAGAUGGCCAACCUGAGAGGAACCAACCUGACCCACGCCAACCUGAGCGGGGCCAACCUGGAGCGAGCGGACCUGUCCAUGGCCUGUCUGGAUGGAGCCAAUCUGCAGGGAGUGAAGAUGCUGUGCACCAACGCUGAGGGAGCUUCACUGAGAAGCUGUAACUUUGAGGAUCCAGCUGGGAUCAAAGCCAAUCUGGAGGGGGCAAACCUGAAGGGUGUGGACAUGGAGGGGAGUCAGAUGACGGGGAUCAACCUGAGGGUCGCCACGCUGAAGAACGCCAAACUGAAGAACUGCAACCUGAGAGGAGCCACGCUGGCCGGGACGGACCUGGAGAACUGUGACCUGUCAGGAUGUGAUCUUCAGGAGGCGAACCUGAGAGGCUCCAAUGUGAAGGGAGCCAUCUUUGAAGAGAUGCUGACUCCUCUGCACAUGUCUCAGAGUGUGCGGUAAAACACCACAGUCUUCCACACAGUGCUUUACAUCACAGACACUGAGGAGAGAGAGUAGUCUCAAUACUGACCGACUCAAGUUUCAUGGUCCAAACAGGACGGCUGUAAAUUUAAAUGAUGAUGCUCAGAAAUAUUCAGCCAGGGCUGCAAUUAACAGUUAUUUCCAUUAUCAAUUCAUGUUGUUGUUUUCUCUGUUUGUUAAUUAGAUUAAAAUAGUGACACAGUGAAAAACCCAAAGAGAUUCAGUUCAGAUAAAAGCAAUUCAUCAUAUUUGAGACUCAAGUUACAGAAAAUAUUUUUCACUUUUCCUUGAUAAAUGACGAAAGUUAUAAAUAAAGAUUAAGAAAACAGCUGAUUGCCAUUAAAGAGACUUUAAUGGAUUUAUUGAUCGAUGUGGCGUUACUUAGGCCCAGCAGAGGGCCAACUUAGGCCCGGGGUGCCACCGGGGGCUGGAAUACAUGUGCAGACACCUUGAGUGAGUUGAAUUAGGGUUGUAUUUCUCUUUGUGGAUCACGAAACACA